GCCGCCAUCUUUGAUGUCGACCAAAAGAAGAACUCUGGGACAUCAUCGACAUCAAUUUUUCACCUCGGAUUCUGGGAUACAUCGAGAAAGAUGUCGGAUGCCCGUCUCUGUGGUUCGUCUACGAAGUUGACUGUCGCUUGCCCGUCCGUUAUGCGUCGUGCGUAGAGAAGCCUCGUUGGACCUUGUAACUAGCUUUCCAAAGAACCAAGUCUCCACGCGUCGUGAUAGACCCCAAAACUAGGUAGAAGCGCCCCAGUCGUGAAACAGUUGCCGUUUCCAACAGCUGAUACCAAAGAGGGUUCAACCUCGCCAAGAACUGUCACCAUGAGUCAGCACAUGGCUCCGCUCGGCAAAUCUAGGUCUGGCGACAAGCAGGCCCAGGCGGACGAACCCAGCCGCGAAGAGUGGCUUCAGCGCCUCGAAGGGGUCCACAUCCAAAGAGCCGACAUGAACCGCCUCAUCAUGAACUACCUGGUGACCGAGGGCUUCAAAGAGGCCGCCGAGAAGUUCAAGCUCGAGUCCGGCGUCACGUCCCCGGUCGACCUCGAUUCCCUGGACGAGCGCAUCCGUAUCCGCGACUGCAUUCAGCAGGGGCGGGUGCUCGAAGCCGUCGCCCUGCUGAACGACAUACGGCCCGAGCUGCUGGACAACGAUCGUUACCUGUUGUUUCAUCUUCAGCAGCAGCACCUGAUCGAACUCAUCAGGGACGGGCGCACCGAGGAGGCGCUCGCCUACGCGCAGGACCACCUGAGCGAGCGCGGCGAAGAAAACCCGCAAGUUCUGUCCGAGCUGGAACGCACCCUGGCACUGCUCGCGUUCGAGGAACCCCAGACGAGUCCCUUCGGCGACCUGUUGCACCCUUCGCACCGGCAGAAGGUGGCGAGCGAGGUGAACGCGGCGCUGCUCGAAGACCAGCACAGCCCGAGGCCCCAGCUAGCCGUACUCCUGCGCCUGCUCCUCUGGGCCCAAGACCAGUUGGAUAACCAUCAGGGACAGACAAAGCUGCGCUACCCCAAGAUCAGCCAGCUGGCUAAUCCGUUUCAGUGAUUGCAGGCAAUGGCGCAACAGCCUCUUUGUGACCACUUUGUUCUGUAUAAAGCUAGAUGCAGAGGCAGGAGCGCUUCUCGGUUGUAUAUCACACCGCUUUUGAGAGACUGCAACUCCUGAUGACAUUGUUCCAUCUUUGGUAGGCUUGCGUAGUACCAAUUUGGGGACGUGCCGUUGGGUUGCUGUUUGGACUGCGUCAUGUCUGGAGUUCAACAUUGAGUGACUUUGGUCUCGCCGAAUAAAGACCGGUGUACCGAGGGA
Messenger RNA from Ixodes scapularis (black-legged tick), 1308 nucleotides. RefSeq names its product glucose-induced degradation protein 8 homolog (gene Hou). Gene Ontology annotation, biological process: proteasome-mediated ubiquitin-dependent protein catabolic process. Lineage: Eukaryota; Metazoa; Arthropoda; Arachnida; Ixodida; Ixodidae. Gene Ontology annotation, molecular function: protein binding. The transcript has 2 exons. Gene Ontology annotation, cellular component: cytoplasm; nucleus. The record is from RefSeq and is a predicted model, not a curated record. The coding region runs from base 325 to 1047 and encodes 240 amino acids.